AUGAAUGUCACUUCAGAACGUGGUGCACGUUCUGGCAUAAAGACUGGCGAUUCUUCGUCAUCAUUAUCAACAACAACAACAACAACAACAACCACGACGGGUGCAGCUGGAGCAGAAGCGGCUUUGCAUGAGGUCAAAAGGAAAACAGUUUCUUCCAACAGACCAAUUUCAAGAGGAAAUGUCAGCAUUGACCCCACUACUUUGGCAGUGAAUGAGUGUAUGGCCAUGGUCUCAGCAAUGAGAAGAUCAAAUAGAUGGGCUCAGGGAGGCGUUGCUGCCUUACUUAAUGCUAGCGAUAUAUUUGGUACACCCGACGACGACGAGGGCCUAACAAGUAAUUUAGGCAUAUCUUCCAUUCUCAACAAUCAAUCUGAAAAGGGCGCAAACUACAACGGGUCUACGUUGAGCACUAGUCGACUGGAUAACCCCUUGUUGUCAUCAUUUUUGCAAUUGAAGUCGAUAUUAACGGAAUCUAAAACCAUAUUCGAUAUCGACAGUCUAACUUUACUCCAACCUUUCUUACUAGUUAUUAAGCUGUCAUCUACAUCAGGGUAUAUUACGGGAUUAGCACUUAAUGCAGUUUCCAAGUUUUUGACGUAUGAUGUAAUCUCAUUGGAUUCCAAGAAUAUAAAUGCUUCGCUUGCGCAAAUUGUUUCUGCAUUGACCCACUGCCGUUUUGAAGCUGCUGAUCAAAAUUCAGAUGAUGCAGUUUUAUUGAAAGUGCUUCGGCUAUUGGAGAAGUUGGUGGAGAGCCUGCUUGUAGCUAUUCUUACCAAUGAAAGCGUCUCGGAAAUUGUACAUACCUGUCUCUCAUUGGCAUGCAACAAGAGAAGAAGCGAAGUGUUGCGAAGAGCAGCAGAGAUGGCGAUGAUGUCCAUCACAGUGGAGAUUUUCUCAAAACUAAAAGAAUUGGAGCCCGAAACUGAUUUCUCUGGAAAUGAUCUUCAAACAAAUUUCUCAAACACGGUGUUACCCGAUGAUGUCAUUGGUGGUACGGAAACAAAAGCGUCUUCUGAGUCAAGUUCGAGCCCCAGCUCUGUUAAUGGCGAUAGCAAAAGCUCUAUGGAGGUUGAAAAGCACAAUGCUGAAGAACACGAACUGGUACAAGAAAGUUUUGAUGACCCAUUUGGCAUCGUUUGUAUAAAUGAGUUUUUGGGGAUACUUGUAUCCUUCAUCUCACCUACAAAUCAGCAUCAGCAUAUGGAGAGCACUCGAGUAUUUGCAUUAACACUCAUUAAUACUGCAGUCGAAGUGUCAGGCUCCGAAUUGCCAAAGUAUUCGUCUUUGUUAACAAUGAUUGCUGACCCUGUUUCCAAACACGUGUUGCAAAUUAUCACCACCACGGACUCAACCCCACUUUUGAAAGCUUCUUUGCAAGUAUUUUCAACAAUUUCCAUCGUCCUUGGUUCCAGAUUGAAACCCCAAUUUGAACUAUCCAUACGCCUCAUUAUGAAAGCAUUGCAACCUGAGCCAAUAUCAAACGACAAGACUGGGAAAAAAAUUAGUAAUCAACCAUCAAGGACCCCGAUUGCGAAAGAGUUAUUACUAGAGUCGCUUAGCUUAUUAUGGACGAGGUCACCAGAGUUUUUCACGCGCAUGUUUAUCAAUUACGAUUGCGAUUUUGAAAAGAGCGAUUUAGCAGCAGAUUUCAUCAAGUUUUUGGCAAAGCAAUCUCUUCCAGAAGCAGCAAUCACACUGACCCACAAUGUUCCACCAUUGUGCCUUGACGGUUUGUUGACAUUGAUUUUGGGAAUGAAUGAGCGAUCAAAGGUACAUACUCGCGGAUCGAAAUCGGAGCUUUCGAAAAAAUACCUUGAAAAAAGACGUAAAAAGACAGCUUUUAUAAAUUGCACAGAAUUGCUCAAUGAAAAUCCUAAGGAAGGUGUUAAACUGCUAGCAAAAGAAGGGUUUAUUAGUGAUGACAAGGAUUAUGAAGAAGUUGCAAAUUUUUUCUUUUCCAAGUCGGCUCGAUUGAAUAAAAAAAUGCUUGGUGAAUUUCUUGCAAAGCCGAAAAAUUCACAUCUUCUUGAUGCAUUCAUUAGUCUAUUUGAUUUCCGUGAUUUACGUGUCGAUGAAGCAUUAAGAAUAUUAUUGAAAACAUUUAGGUUACCGGGAGAAUCACAACAAAUUGAGAGGAUUGUUGAGAAAUUCGCUGAGAGGUAUGUUUCAUGCCAAGAAAACUCUGAUUCCAAUCAAGUUGAUCUUUCCACUAAAUCUCCAGCGACAAAAAGAAGAGGUUCAGCGGGUGAAGAAAACGACGAGGCAGUUAGACCGGAUAAGGAUUCUGUAUUCAUCUUGUCUUAUUCUGUCAUUAUGCUCAAUACAGAUUUGCAUAAUCCACAAGUAAAGAGGCAGAUGUUGUUGGAAGACUAUAAACGAAAUCUUAGAGGAGUUUAUAAUGGAAAAGAUUUCCCCGAGUGGUAUCUUUCCAAGAUUUAUUCAUCCAUCAAGGACCGUGAAAUAAUCAUGCCCGAAGAACACCAUGGAACCGAUAAAUGGUUUGACGAUGUGUGGCACAAUGCUGUUUCCACUCAAGAUUUUUCCAAUGAGACACACGAUGAAUUUGACGCUAAAGAGUUGUGUCAUUUUGACUCAGUGUUAUUACAGGCAAUAGUAGACGAUCUCAUCUCAACCUUAAUGGUGGUAUACCAGGAGGCUUCAGACGAUCACAUAGUAACAAGGUUAAUGUCGUCAGUGGACAAAGUGACCAGUUUGUGUUUAAUUUAUAAUAUUCCCGAACCUAUUGAUACAUUGACAAUUAGGUUGGUUCAAUUUAGUAAUCUUGCAAGAGGCGAAUUGCGCAAAGGACUCAAUGAUGACAAUAUUCGAGAAGAGAUUCCAAUUACGCAACUUAAAAUUGAGAAGAAAGAUGGUGAUAUAUUUGUUAGUGAUUUAUCCGUUUGGUUUGGACGAGAUUUUAAAGCUCAAUUAGCAGCCGUUAUGUUGUUUAGAUUGAUGAAAAAAAGUGGUUGCAGAGUGACAAAGUCAUGGGAUAAAGUUGUUGAUGUUAUUCUCAAUUUGUUUGAAAAUUGUUUGAUAGAUCCAAACAUGUUUGGCGAAUUUCAAAAAAAGAUUCAAAUGGGACCUUUACCAAAAGUACAACCACUCUACCAUAUUAAAAAGAGCAAACCAUUGAAUAACUCAGGCUUGCUUUCCACCUUUUCCUCCUUUCUUAAAGGAUAUAAUGACGAACCACCAGAGCCAACCGAUGUUGAGAUUGAGGCAACGUUAUCAUCAAUGGACUGCGUCAAGACCAUUAACGUACCAAACAUCUUUGCGAUAGUGUCUAAAAGUGAUUCAAGAAAUUUGAUGGAGUUUAUCUCGCUAUUUUUGGCGUCAAUUCCAAAACUCGACGAAAAGAAUAAGAGGUUUUGCGAAACAGAAACUUUGUUCAUUUUGGAAGCUUGUGUCUGUUUUUGCUUAUUACUCAAUAGCCAAAAGAUCAUGGAGAAAGUAUAUGAUUGUUUAAAUGAAGUGAAUGGGUUGAGUAAAAAAGGUCAGCUCAGGUUAACCACUUACAAAUUGCUUUUGUUGAGAUAUUAUGAAAACGAAAAUAGUUUAUUAGUUGUUUUGAAAACAUUGGGAGAGUCAGAUAAGGAUCUUAUGAGUAAACACGGCGGACAGAUUUUACAACCACUUUUAUCAUUAUUGGAUGAUGAUUGUUGGUGUUACAAGAAAUUGCUCGUGGAUGACAAUUAUUGGAACACCCUUCGCUAUUUUGGCUCGCUUCAAGUAAAUGCAUUUGAUAUAAUUCCAUUCUUGGAAAGCUUUGUUGCCAACUCUAGAGAAGAGAUUACCCCCGCCAAUUUUGUCUCUGUGUUGGGGCUCAUGGAUGAGAUUUCCUCGCUUGGCGCAAUUGGAUCACAAUUUGAACAUGAAAGCGAACACAAUGGUGGUAAAUUGGCUCAGAACUCGUAUUAUAAUGAUGUGAUGGGUAUGGCAAAGAAAUCAAUCGAAUUAACUUCGAGGUUGGCUCCUUUGCUCACCAAGGAACAAUUUCAACAAAAUGGACUUGCGUAUUCUUUUAUUCAAGCUUUGGCACAUCAAUGCUUUAAUCCUUGUCGCGAAGUAAGAGAUUUUGCAGUCAAGACGUUGCAAGCGUCAACCACAAGUAUGCAGUUAAAUAAAGACAUGACGUUUCAAGGUGUUUUCGAGUUUGGAUACCUCCCAUUAUUAUCUGAACUUUCAAAAGUUGAAGUAUAUAAUAGUGGUCGAAAUGGAUUCCAAAAGACACGAAAUGAAGUUGUAUCGCUUAUAAGUAAAGCAUUCUUGAAAAACUUGGACAACACCAACUUAGAUGACGUCAAACUGGUCUGGAUCAAGAUACUUGAUGGUCUUUUAGAGUUUCAGAAAAAUAAUGGUAGGUACCUUUCACCGGAGCUGACCGAGUCGACGAAGGAGACAUUGAAGAAUAUGAUUCUCGUGUUACAAGCAAACAAGGUCAUUGCUGAUGAUACCAACCACGACGAGAGUCUGAAACAAACAGUUGAAAAGAUCAGGGUUUUAUAUCCCAGUCUAGCUGAGGAAUUGGGUCUUGUUGAAAAGAAACUGGAAGUUGCAGAAACCGAAGAAACAAAGGAGAAACCAAAUAUGAAGAAUGAGGAAGCAGAGACCGAGAAAGAAAAUGAUAUAGAGGGAAAACAAGCUGAUGGUGCAGAACAUGAAAGCGAAAGAGUAAUAGCCGCAGGAGAUAAAGAUCACGAUGAAAAAACUGUAUAG
Messenger RNA from Lodderomyces elongisporus, 4719 nucleotides. It is a transcript of the gene GEA2, whose product is annotated as Arf family guanine nucleotide exchange factor. Gene Ontology annotation, molecular function: guanyl-nucleotide exchange factor activity. The coding region runs from base 1 to 4719 and encodes 1572 amino acids. The record is from RefSeq and is a predicted model, not a curated record. NCBI's taxonomy places the organism in Eukaryota, Fungi, Ascomycota, Pichiomycetes, Serinales, Debaryomycetaceae. Gene Ontology annotation, biological process: regulation of ARF protein signal transduction. The transcript has a single exon.